This is a messenger RNA of Aspergillus chevalieri, 489 nucleotides long. RefSeq lists its product as uncharacterized. Bases 1 to 489 code for a protein of 162 amino acids. Lineage: Eukaryota; Fungi; Ascomycota; Eurotiomycetes; Eurotiales; Aspergillaceae. The record is from RefSeq and is a predicted model, not a curated record. The transcript has a single exon.
AUGAGCGGAACGAACAAUAUGUCAAUAAUAUCCAAGAUCACUUAUAGACGGUUGAAUAUGAUAAUUUACCACGUUAUAUCUUCGCCCUCGUUGUUUUUGCUUUCUCAUCGCUUUUCAGACAAAGCACAGCAUUGCUGUUUGUUGAAAUCCACCGAACUUUCCAUUGCAAUUCAAGACGCAACGGAAUAUAGCCUUAAAAACAUGUUCAAACAAGAUGGGAAGUUCAAUGUUUCACGUCUUGCUGAAGAUAUUCCCCCACUCAGAAUUCAUUCUGUGGUCGAGUGCCGAUUCCAAGCCUUUGUCCGUUCUAAACUCCAUUGGAUAAAGACGCCAACAAUGACGUUGUAUAAGAUGUUGUCUAGCUCUUGCAUGGCUUUCAGUAUUGUUUCACGGCGCAAUCCUUUUCAGUUCAUUAUCUUUUCUUUCCCGAAGGCAUUUGGUCACAACUGCGCUACGGGACAGCAGUCGAUACGAAACAAUCCAACAUAG